AUGGCUUCAAUGGAGGAAGAAGAGGACCGUGACAUGGGCGGCUCCCAGGACGGAAGCUCUGAUAACGAGAAUGAGAACGAUAUGGACGACACAAUGCGCGACGUCGACGAUGGCGAAGGCGAUAAUGAAAAUGACCAAGACGGGGACGGGGAUCAGGAUCCCGAUAGCCCUUCGAACGCGAGCCAGGCGUCGGAAGGCCCUGCCAUUCAACAAAACACAAAUAGCAAUGGCGACAGCUCCGUGUUGGAACCGUUCUCCAUUUACCACCCAAGUGUGCGCCCUGAAUGCCUCACAGCCCGAACCUACGAUGUGAUCCCAACCACCGCCGCACCGCAUGCGACCUCGAUCAAUACCGUUACAGCGACAGCGGAUAUGCGUUGGGUCUUCACCGGUGGAUCGGAUGGAUUCGUGCGAAAGUUCAACUGGGCGGACUCAAUAAACAGCAAGCUCAUGUUAACCGUGGCGCAAAGGCAUCCCUUCGUGGAUAGUGUGGUCAAAGCUGGAGUCCUGAUGACAUACUGGGAGAACAUGGAUGGCGCCCAGUUGUCACCGGUGUACUCUUUGGCCUGCCAUAGCGAAGGAUUAUGGAUGCUUUCCGGGUUAGAAUCUGGGGUAAUCCGUCUGCAAACUCUGCGCCACGAAGAGGGCAAGGAAAUUGCGCUUCUGCGGCAACAUACUUCUGCAGUGUCCUCCCUGAAUCUCACAUCAGAUGAAGAAUCAUUGCUCUCCGGGGGCUGGGAUAAACGAGUUUUUGAUUGGGAUCUGAAUACUGGUCAACCUCGACGGGCUUUCGGUGGUAGCGGUGGACAAAUAUCUGCUUUGCAGAUUCGGCCAGAGUCCACCCUUCCAGUCCCCCAGGACACAAUCGAAGCGCAACAGACCAAUGGCACAUAUUCAUCAAACUAUGAUGCGCCUGGUACAGACAAUUUCAACUUCAUGGAUACCUCUCACGACAAUGGAGACUCGGGCCCGGUUGAGAACCCGCAGGCGGGAUCCCCGGCAGACUCACUAUUUGGCGGAGCGGACUCGUUAUUUGGUGAUGCGGAUGGCGGAGCCGCUGAUGGUGGUGAGCCAUCCGGGGGAGUAUUUGGGGUAGAUGAGGACGACGAGUUUGGCAAAGCUGUAGCCAACGGUGCUAUGCAGGAUGUCGACGCGCCAGGAGAAGUUGAUGAUGAAAUAUCUGCUCAACUAGACAUGGGAUAUGUACAAGACACGCAGAAUACAUUGUCGAACCAAACAAAUACUCACACGGAUGAGCCAGUCCAGAAAACGGAAAUGGAAAUGGACGAUGCGGACAUCCCGACUGGCGCAGUGCAACCUCUUGUCAAUGGACUCCCUAAAGCAGAGGAUCUCGAGACACCCCCACCAGCCCCAGACUUCUCACAAAAUACCCAACAAGAGCACGGUGUGACAAGUGAUAACACGUUCCUGGCUGCUUCAAUCGAUGGAACAAUCCGAGUUUGGGACCGGCGACAGCCUGAUCCUGUCGCUCGCAUCACCCCCUAUAAUUCUCCUCCAUGGUGUAUGAAUGCUUGUUGGUCCCCCGACGGAAACUACAUCUAUGCCGGACGCCGGAAUGGCACUGUUGAGGAAUACAGUCUCCACAAGGGUUUGAGAACUGCCGAACGAACGUUCAAAUUCCCACAGGGGAGUGGGCCGGUGACAGCACUCAAGGCCAUGCCGAAUGGGCGUCAUCUUGUCUGUGCCUCUCACGAUAUCCUCCGUCUCUACGAUCUCCAAAACGAGCAAGGCGACCAGUCUUCUCGCCAUUCGCCAGUUCCGUUCCUGAUCAUUCCUGGUCAUCGGACUGGAACUAUCUCCCAGCUGUAUAUCGAUAAUGCAUGCCGUUACAUGAUCUCUACCAGCGGUAACCGGGGCUGGGAAGGAAACACCACUGAAGUCCUCCUUGGUUACGAGAUCGGUGUGCCGCAAUAG
Molecule: messenger RNA, 1935 nt
Organism: Penicillium roqueforti
Lineage: Eukaryota; Fungi; Ascomycota; Eurotiomycetes; Eurotiales; Aspergillaceae
Product: WD40 repeat domain-containing protein
Exons: 3
Coding region: 1-1935 (644 amino acids)
Biological process (GO): regulation of transcription by RNA polymerase II; chromatin organization
Cellular component (GO): SAGA complex
Molecular function (GO): TBP-class protein binding; transcription coregulator activity
Source: RefSeq, a predicted model, not a curated record